Sorex araneus (European shrew) is the source of this 5158-nucleotide messenger RNA. RefSeq names its product maturin, neural progenitor differentiation regulator homolog (gene MTURN). Gene Ontology annotation, cellular component: cytoplasm. The coding region runs from base 195 to 590 and encodes 131 amino acids. The transcript has 3 exons. Lineage: Eukaryota; Metazoa; Chordata; Mammalia; Eulipotyphla; Soricidae. The record is from RefSeq and is a predicted model, not a curated record. Gene Ontology annotation, biological process: positive regulation of megakaryocyte differentiation; regulation of signaling.
GCCCCGCCGCAGCCGGAGCAGGCCCGGUCGCGCCAGUCUCCGGGGCGGCCCGGUAAGGGGGCGGGGCGGGCCGGGGCGGAGCCGGGCGCGGCGCUGCGCCGACCCUGCCGCCGCCCGCCCGUUCCAUCGCGCGUGUAAACAGUCCCCGGCGGGAGGCUCCCGGGAGCCGGGCCGGGCGGGCGCGGCGGGCCGCGAUGGAUUUCCAGCAGCUGGCCGACGUUGCGGAGAAAUGGUGCUCGCACACGCCCUUCGAGCUCAUCGCCACCGAGGAGACGGAGCGCAGGAUGGAUUUCUAUGCCGACCCCGGCGUCUCCUUCUACGUGCUGUGCCCGGACAACGGAUGCGGGGACAAUUUUCACGUGUGGAGUGAGAGCGAGGACUGCCUGCCUUUCUUGCAGCUAGCACAGGAUUACAUCUCCUCCUGCGGCAAGAAGACGCUCCAGGAAGUCUUGGAAAAAGUCUUCAAGUCUUUCAGACCCCUGCUGGGGCUUCCGGAUGCAGACGAUGAUGCCUUUGAAGAGUACAGUGCAGACGUAGAAGAGGAGGAACCAGAGGCGGACCACCCCCAAAUGGGGGUCAGUCAGCAGUAACCUCCCAAGGUGCCCACUCAGAAGGAGCGUGCGGCCGAGGGGCCCCAAGGAGGGGUCUUGAGCUCCUGGGUUAGUAUUUUGCACCUCAGAACUGGACAUCCGCCUCCCAGCACCCAAAUUAAAAUGAAAUACCUUCCCGAUGACCACAGAGUGUCUGCGCUGCGUUUUGCUCGGAGGUGACCUGGACGUUGCUCCGGGGCGGUGGGUUUCCAUGGAGUCAUGUGGGCAGCGCUGGCCCUUUGAGUUCAGAGUCUGUUUUUCCCGGCUGUCUGUUCUCUCUUGAGUUUCUGUUGGAGAAUUGGCGUUCGCUGACUCGAGAGUGGGGACCUGAAUGUAUUGCGGGUGUCCUUUGAGGGAAAGCAUGGCAGAGAAGAAAUGCGGUGUGCACUUUUUCCAUGUACCUUCUAAGUGUCUGUAUGUGAAAGGUUUUGCUUAUACAGCAUGAGUUUCAAUAUCUAGUCGUUAAACAGCACAAGUGCAAGUUCAAGGCAGGAAAGGAUCAUUAGUUGCUCCGGGUCGGAGCAGGGAGUCUCGAGGCUCCAGGGGCUGGUGUUGCGGCAGCUGCUCGCGGGAAGGCGCACGCGUGAUGGACCUCUUCCGUUGUUUCAAACACGCGCAUCCCAAAGUCAUUUUAUAAAAGUCCCCAGCACAGGAAUGGAGUAAAUGGCAACUUCCUCGUUUCUUUAAAACGUUUCUAAACCCCAUCCCACCUAUGAAAUGAGACACUGCCCCGUCUCUCUUUGUAAUGGCAACUGGUUCAAUCAUGAAACAUCUGUAAUCCAAGUGCCACUUAAACUUUGAAGCCAUAGAGAAAUUGAAACCAAGAUAAUUUUUUUUUAAUGAUAAGAUCCUUCUUUCCUUUUAAAAUCUUAGUAUUCAUUCUUUUCUUUUUUUUUUUUUUAAGUCAAGUAAAGGUUACCACAAUGCCAUUUAUUUGAAAAUUGUAAUCAUGUACUUUGAGGAAAGGAAGCGCAGUCAUUUUUAAAGUAACGUGAAAGCGGGAUUCUCUUCUUAACAAGCAACAGCAAGGACUUCAGGACUUCUUGUUUGGUUCAAAGAGGAAGUUCUGGUGGUUGUAAUCCUCAGACCAUGCACAGAAUUGGAGGGGCUGCCGCCGGGCAUGCUCCUGGGGGAAUCUUUGUAAUGCUCACAUGAAUCAUUGGAGACACUUUCUUUUCUUGGAAAAACCCAUGAAAGGUUCCUGGCGAGUGCUGCAAAACAAGGUUGUUCUCAUAGCUGUCCUGGGACUUGGGUUAGUGGGUGAGUGGCCCCUCGCUUGUCCUCUGCCUCUGCCCCCUCAGCGCUUUCCCUGGAGCCAGCAGGGACAUGGCAGGGUGGGGUCACCUCCCUUUAACGCAAGAAACAGUCACAACUAGCUUACUCCGUUUUCAAACAAACUGGGAUCGUGUACACGGAGGCUUCAGGCCGAAAGUGAAACAGGCAUCACUUUCUCCGUGAAAGCGCUUGGAUCUUGACCAGAUGCUUCUUGGUGUUCCUGGUCUCUGCUCCUAAACCCUGAGUGAGAGAAUUAGGCUGAGGGGAAAUUGGGCCUUUCCUUGUUGUCUGCUCCAGGAGCUGUGUGUGUGUGUGUGUGUGUGUGUGUGUGUGUGUGUGUGUGUCUGUGUGUGUCUGUGUGUGUGUGUGUCUGUGUGUGUGUCUGUGUGGUGUGUGUGUGUGUGUGAGGGAGCCAGUCACAAUGCCAUUAUUCCCCUGGAGAAUUCCCCCCAAAGACAUGAGAAAGUUGGACUGUGCCUCUUCCACUCAUCCUGCCAGUGCCCCCUGCCCGUGUGGUCACACUUGCACCCUCGGCCACCCUCCACGCGGAAGGCUUCACACCCCAGCUGGCGGCAUCAGGGCUGCACCCAGCGUUACUCCCCCAGGGUGCCUGCAUGUCUGGCAGCCGUGGCUUCUGCUACACAAGUGUUUUGGUAGCUACACACGCUCCCAUCCCUCCUGCACGCUCUGAUACAUUCAGCAGCCGGCAGCGGGAGGGUCCCCGGCUUCUGGUGGGGGACAGCGUGACAUGCCACUCCCUGCCCCCACACAAGCGCACUGGCGCCCUUGCUGCUUGGUCCCCACUUCUUCACUCACUCGUCGGCAACUGUUUGAGGAGCCAGAAGAGAGAUGCGGAGUGGAUCUUACUGAGGUGCCAGCCGCGAGAUGACAUAGUGUUUGUGCAGGUGUGUGUGUGUGUGUGUGUGUGUGUGUGUGUGUGUGUGUGUUCAAGUCCCUGGGGCCUGAUGAAAUUCUGUGUUUAUAGGGGAGAGGGAGGGUGAGGCCCCCAGAGACAAGACUUACUCUGCAGGGGGUAGGGGCGCAGCUGUUCCGGGCAGGUUCAGUGUCGCAGGGGGCAGAUGAGCAGGGUGAGUGGUAGGAAGUGUGCAAGAGGCGCUGGCACUUUUGCCUGCUAGUUAUCUGGCCUUGCCAAGGCAAUUGCAGAGCAGUGUCUGUCUGUGUGUCUGUGAGAAGAGGAAGGUAAACGCAAGAAAGAAGCAGUUGUUGUGGUGACUGUGGGCCAGUCAUGCAAUCGUGCCUCUGAUGGCAUGUGUUCAAUGUGGGUCCUGGGUUCUGGUGACCCUCAGACAUUUUUCUUAUGGCUACCUGGUUCCAUUUUUUUCUGCCCAAUAACUAUGCAAUUUUGCCCUCAAGGGAUCAAAAACAAAUUGCAGAGCUGGGGUGGAGCCCGGGACCGGGGAGCUGGGGGGUCAGUAAGACCCCACAAAAUGCCUGAGCCCAGGCUCAGAGCUGCAUUGGGUCUCUUUCCCUCCACCCCGUUUUCCCAUGACUGAAACAUGAAAAGCCUCUUCCUCAAGAAGAAGACCUGGUGUGAGAAUCCUGUCUCCAGAGUGCAAACCUCUAUCCUGUCGUGGUGGCUGUUAUUUUUCAUAGCUAAGUGGAGUCGAUUCCUUGAAGCACAAUCAACAUCUCUGAUCCCGUUUCUGUUUCUGUUUCAUGAGAGCACAAAGUCUGUGAGCCAAUGGGGCACUGCAGAGCACCCCUGGGCUUCGUCCUUGAGGAAGCUGCCUGCAGGGUCAGUCUCGAAGGUGGGGAACGAGGCGUGGGCACCUUUGGGUUCCUGUGGCUAGAGACUUGUGCCGGGAUAGGCAGGGCCUCGUGUAGGUGGGAGCACGUGGGCGUUGGGUCCUGCUCUUGGGAGGCAGGGAGGCAGGAACGAGAACGCUGUCUUCCUGGGCCUGCCUCCCCUCACGGGCCUGUCUGCAUGCCUGGCAGGCCUGUGCUGGGGGUGGCUUUGUGCCUUUAAAAAUACCCCAUAGCCGUGGGGACAGAAGGCGUCCUGGAAAUCUGGUGCAGUUCUUUUUUGGGAUGAAAGAAUUGCCCAAUGGUUGAGCUUCUCACUCUCCAGUGCUCACAGAUUUCAGAGCAACAGUGGCCAGCCCCUGCUUGGUGGGUGUAGAAGGGUUGGAAGUUGAUUUGACCACUGCCAGCAGGCAGGUGUCCUAAGGUUGAGCCUGCUAGGCCUGAGGACUCUGGGCCUGUUAGUGGCCAUGGUGGCAGGGGAGGUGGUGGGUCAGAGUAGGGCCCCUUCCAGACCAGGCUUCGGGGCUGUAGGAAGAGCACAAAGAAGUCUUCUGUGGACCCCAGACCCCACCCAGGCUGCCAGGGCCACUCUCUCAGUCCUGAAAUCACCAGAGAAGCUGGAUUUCUUUUGCAUUCAGAACAAGCCCUCUCCCAGAAGGAGCCAGUCUGUCAUCUCGAUGUGUGAUACCAGGUGGCACACGUCCCUUGGCUGUGACACAGAAUAACUGUAAAACUUGCCUACACGCCAGCCCUCCCUGGCGUCCACGGUGAUUCCGUGUCAGGACGAAAUAACUGGAGCUCGUGCCCGGGCUGGGGAGGAGGGGCAGGGGGAAAUGGCUUAAAUACAUUGUCUUGGAUAUUUUUCUUUACACAAGGAUCACAUAAGUGGAGAAGCUACCAAUGUUUCAUGCUAGAAAGCCCGGUAAGGGCACCGCGGAUCUGGACAGGAAUGGGUCAUCAAGGUCUGUGCCACACCACAUACAAGCAGGCACUGAGUGUGCAGAGAACGAUAUUCUGGCUGUCUGGCUCUGUAGAGAACGCUGGUGGUCUGUUCGCUAUAGACUGCCCUUUUCCUGUUUUUGUUUUUUAAAAUUCAGGGUUCCCCCUCUGCCCCCCUUCAGUAUCGAAUAGUACUCUGUAGGAACGUCAGUGUUUUAGAAAAGAAAGCAAAUCGUCAGUGCUCAGAGACAGCUCCGGUGACCCGGCCUUCACUUGUGUCUAAGAGCAGACUUGGUCCAUCUGUGGCAAAGGCAGUGGCAGGGCAGAGUCUGGGGGUGUGAUUUCUGUUUCUGCUUCCAAGGCCUGAAAUGUUUCAUGCGGGCUGUGUGGGCUUUCUUUGCCUUUCUAUUUCCUUUCCAAGAAAUCUCUUGUAAAUGACAAAACUGUGAAAUGGGUUGCCAAAAAUUGUUGCCCUUUGUUAGAUGCUUCCAGCAGUGUAAAGCCUGUGCUCACCCCGUCCACAUCUGCUCCUUCCCAUCUCAUCCCGAUGUGAUUACCAUUCGCUUGCGAUUAAAGAGCCUUCCUAAUGA